Lates calcarifer (barramundi perch) is the source of this 1458-nucleotide messenger RNA. RefSeq lists its product as uncharacterized. The record is from RefSeq and is a predicted model, not a curated record. The coding region runs from base 236 to 847 and encodes 203 amino acids. Lineage: Eukaryota; Metazoa; Chordata; Actinopteri; Centropomidae. The transcript has 5 exons.
UGAGAAGUAGGAAGUGAACACUUCUCUCAGUGUGAAGGACGAAGCAGUUUCAGGUCAGAGCUGUGCUGGGUUCAGACGUCUCUCUCUUUCCUCUGAUUCUGAAUCUGAUCAUGGAUCUGCUUUGGAUGAUCCUGCCUCUGUUCCUGGUCUGUACAGAGGCCGAGGACCUGACUGAGGUCAAAGUGGAGCUGGGUCAGGACAUCAUCUUGAACUGCUCUGACAAACCAUUUCAAGCAUGAUCUGGCAAAUGGAGAUCCACAGUCAGCUGAGGGGAUGCAUCUUGCGUACUUUCUCUCCAUCAGACUCUGAUCCUCAUUACUGCUCUCCCAAUUUUAAAACCAAAUUUUCUGUCCAGAGAAACAGCCUCGUGAUUAAAAACAUCAUAGCAGGAGACUGCAGGCGUUAUUUCUGUGCCAAGAAGAAAAAUGACAGCAUCGUUUAUGUCGACACUUUCUGCCUUGUCUCAGAUGUCUCUACGACUCCGUCACCUCAGUCCACUCAGUCCACUCAGUCCACCACCAGCUGUGAACCAAACCAUCAACAGGAGCGUCACAAGUGGACAGUAUGGCAGGACAGUCAUGUCAUGUAUGCCUCAUUCACUCUGAACGCUUUCCUCUUCCUACUAGUAAUAGGUUUACUUUGUACGUUCCUUUGUUUGAAGAUUAAAAAUAGAAAACUCCAGGCAAGCGAGCCGGAGCCUUCACCUGUCCUGUAUGAUGGCGUACAGACUCUGGAGAUGCCACAGUACGAGGAGAUCCAACACUCCACCGGAAUCCCUCAACCUGUCCCUGUUCAUUCAGAGUGCAUUUACUACAAAGCUCAGCUUCCUCGGUCCACGCAACACUGAGCCCGGACACCUGGACGGUACCUGCACAACUGGUCCACUCACCUGUGGUAUUUAUACUUCGACAGUUUAAACAAAGACAUUUGUACCAGAGGUGAAAGGACCGUCUCCUCAUCUACCUCAGAGCAGUGGUCUAUUCAGACAAACCUGGAUUAGUGAAGGUUUUUAGUGGUUCUGGACUGGGGCUGCUGUGUUAUCGUGAACUCAAAGGUCAUGAAAUUCUCUCACCCUUUAAAUGCACAAUAAGACUUUUCUGGUAAACUACAAAGGUCAAGAGAACACACAAGGUUUAAGAAGGUUUCAAAUUCAAGGUGGCUGAGCCAGAGUUCAUGAGGAACUCUGAGCUGCAGCCAAAACCUCUGAUGAUGUGAUUGUAGUAUUUUUAUUUAUAAAAACUUCAGGUGAUGGAUGAACACACCUGAAGGUUUGGUCUGGCUAAUAUUUGUAUUUUCUUUAGUUUCUUUAUAUUUUGCUUUUGUUUGUUACUCGUGAAAUUCUGCACUGCAGUCUAAAUAUUUACUGUUAACAAAUGUUAAUACAUGUAAACAACUCUCCUAAUUCUGGAGCAACAACACCUGUGUAAAUACAGAAAAUUAAAAGUUUACUAAAGGGAA